CCUUCCGCACGUUUCUUUCCUGACUGACCUUAGGAGUCUGCGAACGUCGCUUAGCUGGAUUAUGUAUGUUACAAUGCGAGUUUCGUAGCUAACUGUACUUUUCGGCGUUGCUCACAGGGCUGCUGGCGAUUACACUUUCCGCUGUCUGAAAAUGUCGCUUAAUCGUUGUAUUUACCUGCUAUCCCGCUCACACCUGCGGCGUAGGGCAUGUGUUGUUACAUCUAGCCACACUGCCGCAGUGGCCAACAACUACACAGGGCACAUGUGUGCACCAAAAGGACCUUUGAGGACAUGUCCAUCAUCUUCAGACAGCGCGUCGAGACCCCCGGAUACGUCCCUCUUUGUACCUCUCGCUGUCAAAAGCGAAGUAGCGAAGGAUGGUGCAGUUGGAGAGGAGUUAACGCAGCCGCUUGACAAAAGCGAACUUCUCAAGGUACUAAAUAGAUUUUACAAAAGAAAGGAGAUGCAGAUCCUUGCUUCUGAGCAGGGUCUUGAUGCUCGCCUGUUCCACCAAGCCUUCAUCAGCUUUAGGAAGUAUAUUCUGGAGAUCAACACCCUUAAUGCUGAUCUACACAUCAUUCUCAGUGACAUCUGCUGUGGAGCAGGGCACAUAGAUGACAUUUUCCCAUACUUCAUGAGGCAUGCCAAACAGAUCUUUCCCAUGCUGGACUGCAUGGAUGAUUUGCGCAAAAUCAGUGAUUUGCGUGUACCGGCCAACUGGUACCCUGAAGCCAGAGCUAUUCAGCGGAGGGUUAUAUUCCAUUCUGGCCCCACCAACAGUGGUAAGACGUAUCACGCCAUCCAGAGGUACCUGGAAGCCAAAUCUGCCAUUUAUUGUGGUCCUCUCAAGCUGCUGGCCCAUGAAAUCUUUGAAAAGAGUAAUACAGCAAGUGUGCCAUGUGAUCUGGUGACAGGAGAGGAGAGAACCUUUGUGGAUCUAGACGGGAGACAGUCCAGUCAUGUAGCAUGUACUAUUGAGAUGUGCAGUGUCACAACCCCAUAUGAAGUAGCUGUCAUAGAUGAGAUUCAGAUGAUCAAAGACCCAUCCAGAGGAUGGGCGUGGACGAGAGCGCUUCUUGGUUUAUGUGCUGAGGAGAUCCAUGUGUGUGGAGAGGCUGCAGCUAUUAACUUCAUCACUGAACUCAUGCUCACUACUGGUGAGGAGGUUGAGGUCCGUAACUAUACGAGGCUGACUCCGUUCUCCAUCUCGGACCGUGCUGUGGAGAACCUGGACAACCUCAAGCCUGGCGACUGCAUUGUGUGUUUCAGCAAGAAUGACAUCUACUCUGUGAGUAGGCAGGUAGAAAGCCGAGGCCUGGAAUGUGCCGUCAUCUAUGGCAGCCUGCCACCCGGUACAAAGCUGGCUCAAGCAAAAAAGUUCAAUGACCCAGAUGACCCCUGUAAAAUCCUUGUUGCCACAGAUGCAAUUGGAAUGGGUUUGAACCUGAGCAUCCGGAGAAUAAUCUUCAACUCGCUGGUGAAGCCUAGUGUGAAUGAGAAGGGGGAAAAGGAGGUGGCCACCAUCACCACAUCGCAGGCACUUCAGAUCGCCGGGCGGGCGGGUCGCUUCAGCUCUGUGUUUAAGGAAGGCGAGGUGACCACCAUGCACCAUGAGGACCUGCCCGUGCUCAAGGAGAUCCUGAACAGGCCCGUGGACCCUGUGGAGAUGGCCGGUUUACACCCCACAGCCGAGCAGGUGGAGAUGUUUGCGUAUCAUCUCCCCCAGGCAACGCUGUCCAACUUAAUUGACAUAUUUGUGAGUCUCUCGCAAGUCGACGGCCUUUACUUUGUGUGCAACGUCGAAGACUUCAAGUUCCUGGCCGACAUGAUCCAGCACAUUCCUCUCAACCUGCGCUCACGCUAUGUCUUCUGCACAGCCCCCAUCAACAGGAAGCAGCCUUUCGUUUGCAUCUCCUUCCUGAAGUUCGCCAGGCAGUUCAGCCGAGAUGAGCCGCUGACCUUCAACUGGGUGUGUAGGCACGUCAACUGGCCCCUGGUCCCGCCCAAAAACAUCAAGGACCUAGUUCACCUGGAGGCAGUCCAUGAUGUGCUGGACCUCUACCUCUGGCUCAGUUAUCGCUUCAUGGAUAUGUUCCCCGACGCCAACCUUGUGCGUGAGAUCCAGCAGGAGCUGGACAUCAUCAUUCAGACUGGCGUGCGGAACAUCACGCGGCUCAUCCGUGCUGCGGAAGCACAGGUUCCUGAGGCAGUGGGCCCUGGUCUGACGUCUCCGUCCCUGAGAAGGGCUCGGGGCUCCAAAGCCCAUCCUGGCACCAGCCCCAACAUGAGGCCCUUAGGCAGCUCGCUGGGAUCGCGCCUGGUGCAGGAGGGGCUUCUCACACAGGAGCUCCUUCAGCAGCUGCAGAAGGAGUGGACCAAAGAACAGAAGCAGCCCACAGGUGUCGCCAAGGUGUCUGCGGGGAUGGCUACCAAAAACAAGAAGAAAAAGAAGUGAACUGUUGACCUUGGAUGGCUGACUUUGACAUUUAUAGAGGAUCUUAUUUAACAUGUGAAUAGCAUGUUAGCAUAUAUGUACUUUUUCAACUGGGUAUUUGAUGGCUGUCAAAGCAGACAUGCAGUGCUUCAAAUAAAACACUCAUUUUUCAUGG
Electrophorus electricus (electric eel) is the source of this 2609-nucleotide messenger RNA. It is a transcript of the gene supv3l1, whose product is annotated as SUV3-like helicase. NCBI's taxonomy places the organism in Eukaryota, Metazoa, Chordata, Actinopteri, Gymnotiformes, Gymnotidae. The record is from RefSeq and is a predicted model, not a curated record. Gene Ontology annotation, cellular component: mitochondrial degradosome. Gene Ontology annotation, biological process: mitochondrial RNA 3'-end processing. Gene Ontology annotation, molecular function: ATP binding; hydrolase activity, acting on acid anhydrides; RNA helicase activity.